Molecule: messenger RNA, 2681 nt
Organism: Cydia pomonella (codling moth)
Lineage: Eukaryota; Metazoa; Arthropoda; Insecta; Lepidoptera; Tortricidae
Exons: 1
Coding region: 209-2038 (609 amino acids)
Source: RefSeq, a predicted model, not a curated record
UAGAUUUGACAAACCAUACUGUCGGUAGUUGAGAAUUGUGCACCCACCCUAGAUUAUUAAUAAACAGUCUUGAAGUCCAACUCGAGUAUCAUUGACGCCUACCCUGACAUGGCGCAGCCGGAAAUUAUUUAAAUGGUUCAAACAAAGAUAAAAUAGUAUAAAAAGUUAUAAUAUUUAAUUAACAGGACUCAGUUGUUUAUAUACUAAAAUGGAAACAGUGCUUACGCCUCCGUUACCGUUUACUUAUGAUCAAAGUUUAUUGAACAUUACUACGGGCAGUUUAAGUGAUAGUUGGAAAAAAUGGAGUAAGGGAUUUACAAUAUAUUUCGACGCGUGUGAACUUUCUAAAAAAACAUCGGCCAUACAAAUAAAUAUAUUGCUUCAUAUAGUGGGUGAACAGUGCAGGGAAUUGUAUGAACAACUAAAUGUGAAGUGUACUACGGUAGAACAGGUUUUGGACGAAUUUAAAAAAUAUUUUGAUCAAAAGAAAAACUUAACGGUUGAGAGGCAUCGAUUUUUUACGCGAAAUCAGGCAGAAAGUGAAACAAUUGAACAAUAUGUGUUUGAUUUAAAGAAAUUAUCAACUUCAUGUGAGUUUGGAACUUUAUGUGAUUCCUUAAUUAAGGAUAGGUUGAUAUGUGGCAUCGCGAGCAAAGCUAUUCGGGAGAGAUUAUUACGUGAAGCCGACUUGACUUUAGAACAAGCUAUGGAGAUUUGUCGAGCGGCUAUAGUAUCUAAAGUGUAUUCGGAAAAAAUUGUUGAAGACUCGCAAGAGAAAUCGGUACAUAACAUAACGACGGGUGACAACAACAAUUCAUUGCAAGAUAAUAAUGUAUGGCAAAUAUCACAAAGAGGAGGUUACGGUCGCGGCCGUGGACGGUUCGCGGGGUCGCGAGGCGGCCGUGGCGCCGGGCGCGGCGCGGGAGCUUGGAGCAGGAGCGGUUGGCGCGCGCAGGACUCGACCGUGUCGGCGCGAGCGGCGGCUGGCGCGGGCGGGAGCGCCGCUGGUGCUCGUAGUGCGGCGCAUAAUGUGUAUAAUAACGGUACUCGUUGUUGUAACAAAUGUGGUACAACGCACGGAAACUAUGCGUGCCCAGCGUAUGGGAAACGUUGUUUACGGUGUUCGCGCAUGAAUCACUUUUCGCGUAUGUGUGGCGUAUAUCAAAUUGAGGAGUCGGACCAACAGGUAAUAUAUUGUCUUAAUAAUGAGAUAGAUGAAUGGUCGAUUGUUUUAAAUAUUAAUAGCCAUAAUUUAAGGUUUAAACUUGAUACGGGAGCCGAAGUUAAUGUUUUGCCAUUACGCUACUUAUCUCAAGUUGGUUUAAGCAAAGAAAAUUUAAUGGUUACCACGUCGCGGCUUCACGGUUAUUCUGGAAAGAACUUGGAAGUUCUAGGCAAAUGUUUUUUGAAAGUGGUAUAUAAAGAUAAUGUAUAUUUUUUGGAAUUUAAAGUGGUGGAUGUGCCGUCCUCUCCUGUAUUAGGUAAAUAUGAUUGCAAGGUAAUGAAUUUGGUUAAAAGAGUAUUUGCAGUGAGUGAAAUGGAGCAAUUGAACUCUCCGGCUUUUGUUACGGAAUAUAAAGAUGUAUUUCAGGGUAUAGAUUGUUUGCCUGGUAGUUAUACAAUUAGAGUGAAUCGCGAAUGCAAGCCUGUGGUGCACGCUCCAAGAAAGGUACCAAUACCAUUGCGAGAAAAACUAAAGGCAAAGUUAGAAGAUAUGGAGCGACAAGAUAUCAUAGCAAAGGUUGAGGGCCCUACUGAUUGGGUCAACAGCAUGACUAUCGUAAAAAAACCAAAUGGAGAUCUUAGGAUAUGUUUAGACCCGAAAGAAUUGAAUCAAGCUAUAAAACGAGAACACUUUAGGUUGCCUACGUUAGACGAAAUAGUUUCGAAUUUGUCAGGGGCUCAGUAUUUUAGCACACUAGAUGCUACUAAAGGGAUGGUUUCCUUAGGUCGCGUGGUCCGAUCGACUAGUCCGAUCAAUCGGAAUACGAAGUUUUUUUUUCCUGUUGGCUCGAUUGAUCGGACUAUAAAGACUUAGAAAAUCCUGUCAGUCCUACUAUCGGUGUAAUGGGAUUUUAAAAGUUCGUCUAGUUCGAUCGAUCGAACCACGAGGACGUUUUUUUUCCUGUUGCAUCGACUGAUCGGACGUAACCGUAGACUAAUAAUAACCGUAGAUAAUUCCGCGUCGAAAAGCUAGCCAUACACGGACGGUUUUGCCCGUCGGAUCAGCCCGCCAGAUGUACCGCCAGCGGGCACAUCCGUGCGUGUGUGUCGAGAAAUAUAGAUACGGAUCUGCCCGCCGGGCACCCGUCCGCAGGCAAAUCCGUCGGUGUGUGGUGAGAUAUAGCCACGGAUGUGCCCGAUCCGACGGGCAAAACCGUUCGUGUAUGGCUAAUUAAAGUGAGAAAACACUUUUGAGAUGUUGGUAGAUUACAAAAGUAACCAUGAAAGUACCGGUCGGACAAACAGGAAAAAUAAAAAUUGUGUGAUCGGAUUAAGAGGAUUUUUCAAGGUCUCGUGGUUCGAUCGAUCGAACUAGACGAACUUUUAAAAUCCCAUUACACCAAUAGUAGGACUGACAGGAUUUUCUAAGUCUUUAUAGUCCGAUCAAUCGAGCCAACAGGAAAAAAAAAACUUCGUAUUCCGAUUGAUCGGACUAGUCGAUCGGACCACGCGACCUA